Knipowitschia caucasica is the source of this 726-nucleotide messenger RNA. Lineage: Eukaryota; Metazoa; Chordata; Actinopteri; Gobiiformes; Gobiidae. The record is from the annotation of a GenBank genome assembly.
AUGAAGCUGAACGCGCAAAUUCAUACUGAAAGACCGAGUGCAAAUUCCCCGUUCCAAGCCAACCAAUCACCCAGCCCGGCCAAUCACCCAGCCUGGCCAAUCACCCAGCCCGGCCAAUCACCCAGCCCGGCCAAUCACCCAGCCUCUGCCAAUCACCCAGCCUCUGCCAAUCACCCAGCCUCUGCCAAUCACCCAGCCUCUGCCAAUCACCCAGCCCGGCCAAUCACCCAGCCUCUGCCAAUCACCCAGCCCGGCCAAUCACCCAGCCCGGCCAAUCACCCAGCCCGGCCAAUCACCCCAGCCCGGCCAAUCACCCAGCCUCUGCCAAUCACCCAGCCUCUGCCAAUCACCCAGCCUCUGCCAAUCACCCAGCCUCUGCCAAUCACCCAGCCUCUGCCAAUCACCCAGCCUCUGCCAAUCACCCAGCCUCUGCCAAUCACCCAGCCUCUGCCAAUCACCCAGCCUCUGCCAAUCACCCAGCCCGGCCAAUCACCCAGCCUCUGCCAAUCACCCAGCCCGGCCAAUCACCCAGCCUCUGCCAAUCACCCAGCCCGGCCAAUCACCCAGCCUCUGCCAAUCACCCAGCCUCUGCCAAUCACCCAGCCUCUGCCAAUCACCCAGCCCGGCCAAUCACCCAGCCCGGCCAAUCACCCCGCCCGGCCAAUCACCCAGCCCGACCAGCCCGGCCAAUCACCCAGCCCUCUGACGGCAAAGCGGGAAGUUUAA